AUGCCACUCGCUCCAUUGGUCGAGCCGUUCUCAGACGACAAAAAGAAUGGGGCUUCUGAUGAUCACGAGACAGAGGUUGACAUAGGAUCUCUAAAAGUCAGUGAUGGGAAAGUAUCAUCUGCAGACUUUGAGCUUCUUUCAGUCAUUGGUCAGGGGUCUUUCGGGAAGGUUUUCCUCGUUAAGAAGAUCAGUGGGAAGGAUAGUCAGACGGUGUACGCAAUGAAGGUGCUGAAGAAGGCUGUGCUUAAAGUGAAGGACCGUAUGCGUUCGAAAACUGAACGGGAUAUAUUAGCUAAAAUGAAGCACCCGUUCAUUGUCAGCCUAAAUUAUGCAUUCCAAACGGAAGGAAAAAUUUACCUAAUUUUAGAAUUCGUUAAAGGGGGAGAUUUGUUUUCUCGACUUGCCAAAGAGCUCAUGUUCACGGAACAGGAUGUUAUGUUUUAUUUGGCUGAAAUUGCAGUUGCUAUUGACCAUCUUCACAAACUUGGCAUUGUUUACCGUGAUCUCAAACCGGAAAACAUUCUUCUGACAGAGGAGGGGCACAUUAAGCUGACAGACUUUGGUUUGUCGAAGGAGGCUCUAUACGAUGGCAUCGACGGCUCCAAAUCUUAUUCCUUUUGCGGAACUGUGGAGUACAUGGCGCCUGAAAUCGUCACUCGUCGUGGGCAUGGUCCAGCUGCUGAUUGGUGGAGCUUUGGUGUCCUCAUGUAUGAAAUGCUUACUGGCACAUUGCCAUUUCAUGCCGAUUCGAAGAAGGAGACCAUGUCACAGAUUAUGAAAGCGAAACUUGAAAUGCCUCAGAUGCUGAGUCCUGGGGCACAGGGUCUUUUGCGACAGCUUUUCAAGAGAACACCAGCCAACCGUCUCGGAUAUGGACCAGACGGCUUUAAGAAGUUACAGGCACACGAAUUUUUCCAGCCAAUAAAUUGGACUGACCUUGUUAAUCUGAGGAUCACGCCGCCGUUCAAACCCACCUGCAUGUUGGACAACCUGGCAUUCAAUUUCGAUAAGGAGUACACCAACAGGACACCAAAAGAUUCACCAGCAUCGCCACCUAGCGCUUCAGCUCACGAACUCUUCCGUGGGUUCAGUUACGUCGCUCCAUUCCUUAUGGACAAGCGCAUCAGCGGUGUUAAGUUCAAGGAAUUUCACGGUGACUACCAAAUACUUGAGGAGAUUGGAAAGGGGUCCUAUUCCACGGCUUACAAGUGCAAACAAAACUCGACCGGUAACGUUUGCGCUGUCAAGAUUAUCGAUGAAACGCUGCAUGAUCCAACGGAGGAGGUUCAAAUUCUUCUGCGAUUCAAAGGCGUGCCUAAUAUUGUUACUCUUCGAGACGUCUAUGAAUGUGAUGGCAAAGUCUAUCUUGUAACGGAUUAUCUGUCUGGAGGCGAAUUGUUCGACAAAAUCAUGCGUCAUAAAUUCUUCUCUGAAAAAGAGGCCAGUUCCGUCUUGGAAGUUCUCGCCCGAACACUUGACAUUCUUCAUCGACAGAUGGUCGUUCAUCGAGACUUGAAACCUUCAAACAUUCUCUAUGCAGACUCUACCUGCACUCCAGAAAGCAUUCGUAUUUGUGAUUUUGGCUUCGCCAAACAAUUGAGAGCAGAAAACGGCUUACUGAUGACGCCUUGCUAUACUGCCCAAUUCGCAGCUCCAGAGGUUCUGAAAAUGCAGGGUUAUCAUAUGGCCUGUGAUAUUUGGAGUUUGGGAAUUCUACUGCAUACAAUGCUAACGGGUCGAAUCCCCUUUGCAACCGGUCCAAAUGAUCCUCCUGAAGUGAUUCUUCAGAGAAUUGAGAUAGGGCCACCGCAACUUACAGAUCCAUGUUGGAGCUCAGUAUCGGAUGCUGCAAAGUACUUGGUUCUCAGUAUGCUCAAUGUUGAUCCAUCGAAGCGGCCCACAGCAUCUGAAAUUCUAAAGGAUCCUUGGAUCAAAAACCGAACCUCCCUUUCAGCCCAUCCAUCCUACUCCCUCCAGCUGCCAGAUGCUCAAACUGUCAAGGCUACUGUAGCGGGAUUUUUCAAGGCCCUGAAAACAAGUCCUCGUACAGAGUUGGAGCCUGUGGGAGCAUCUUUCUUGGCCCAGCGACGAGGACGGCAAAAGCCCACCACGACAUCCACUAACGGCAGCUAG
This is a messenger RNA of Hydatigera taeniaeformis, 2133 nucleotides long. The record is from the annotation of a GenBank genome assembly. NCBI's taxonomy places the organism in Eukaryota, Metazoa, Platyhelminthes, Cestoda, Cyclophyllidea, Taeniidae.